Messenger RNA from Melampsora larici-populina 98AG31, 393 nucleotides. RefSeq lists its product as uncharacterized. The transcript is spliced from 3 exons. NCBI's taxonomy places the organism in Eukaryota, Fungi, Basidiomycota, Pucciniomycetes, Pucciniales, Melampsoraceae. The record is from RefSeq and is a predicted model, not a curated record. The coding region runs from base 1 to 393 and encodes 130 amino acids.
AUGUCUCACAUCCCUUUUUUUGUUACUUUCUGGUUACGAUUUCUGAUCUUGUCCAUUUGGAUUCACGUACCAACUUUAGCUUUCAAGAAAACUAAUUUAGAACAUUCUAAUUACGGUAAAUCCAAUGGUAUCAACCCAGAGAAAUGGUGGAGUUUAGUCAUAAGAAGGUCUUUUGAAAAUAGUGGUAUACCUAAAUCAGGUCUUGAACCUCUUACUCGAGAUAUGUUCUUACACGUUGGUGAUGAUUUCAAAGAGGACUAUGAAGGGGCACUUGCAAGCGGGAUACAAAGUGUGCUAUUGUGUCGUCCUAAGGAUGGUCAAGAGGCUAGUGAUCAUCAACUUGAUCGAAGUCAGUGGAUAAGCUCAUUACGAGAAUUGUCAAAAAUGUGUUGA